Messenger RNA from Lipotes vexillifer (Yangtze River dolphin), 1835 nucleotides. RefSeq names its product glycogenin 1 (gene GYG1). The transcript has 8 exons. The coding region runs from base 71 to 1123 and encodes 350 amino acids. Gene Ontology annotation, molecular function: glycosyltransferase activity. Lineage: Eukaryota; Metazoa; Chordata; Mammalia; Artiodactyla; Lipotidae. The record is from RefSeq and is a predicted model, not a curated record.
GCGCCCGGCUUCUCCGAGCCACCAACCUGCGGCUGCGGCUGCGGCAGCUGCCCGCGCCCCCGGCAGCACCAUGACAGAUCAGGCCUUUGUGACACUGACCACAAACGAUGCCUACGCCAAAGGAGCCCUGGUCCUGGGCUCGUCUCUGAAACAGCACAGGACCACCAGGAGGCUGGCCGUGCUCGUCACCCCACAGGUCUCGGACUCCAUGAGGAAAACUUUAGAGACUAUCUUUGAUGAAGUCAUCAUGGUAGAUGUCUUGGACAGUGGUGAUUCUGCUCAUCUAACCUUAAUGAAGAGGCCUGAGUUGGGCAUCACGUUAACUAAACUCCACUGCUGGUCACUUACACAGUAUUCAAAAUGUGUAUUCAUGGAUGCAGAUACUCUGGUCCUAGCAAAUAUCGAUGAUCUUUUUGAGAGAGAAGAAUUGUCUGCGGCACCAGACCCAGGGUGGCCUGACUGCUUCAAUUCUGGAGUCUUUGUUUAUCAGCCUUCAGUUGAAACGUACAAUCAGCUGUUGCACCUUGCUUCCGAGCAAGGUAGUUUUGAUGGUGGGGACCAGGGUUUACUGAACACGUUUUUUGGCAGCUGGGCAACAGCAGAUAUCAGAAAACACCUGCCAUUUAUUUAUAACCUAAGCAGCGUUUCUAUAUACUCCUACCUCCCAGCAUUUAAAGCAUUUGGUGCAAAUGCCAAAGUUGUGCAUUUCCUAGGACGAAUCAAACCGUGGAAUUAUACUUACGAUCCUCAAACAAAAAGUGUCAGAAGUGAGUCCCACGAUCCCACUGUGACUCAUCCAGAGUUUCUCAACCUGUGGUGGGACAUCUUCACUACCAGCGUUUUACCUCUGCUUCAGCAGUUUGGCCUUGUCAAAGACACCCGCUCAUACGUACACGUGCUUUCAGACUUGGUCUAUACACUGGCUUUCUCUUGUGGCUUCUGUAGAAAGGAAAAUGUCUCAGGAGCCGUAUCACAGCUGUCCCUUGGGGAGAUCCCAGCUACGGCACAGCCUUUUGUAUCCUCAGAAGAACGGAAGGAGCGGUGGGAACAGGGCCAGGCUGAUUACAUGGGAGCAGAUUCCUUUGACAACAUCAAGAGGAAGCUGGACACUUACCUCCAGUAGAAACACUGCCCUUUUCCGUGGACACAUCCACUUCACAGGCACUUGUUUCCGAUACUUAGUAUCUAGAGCUGGGUUAAGAAGGGUCUGUUACAGUUGUUAGAGGCUUUCAUUAAAAUCCAUCAGAUGUGGGUGGGGGGUUUUGCAGGACAACUGGUGAGAGCUGGGCAAAAGUUAAGUAGCAAUUCUGUUAUAUGAACGACAGUUCUGCUUUUUAACCCUCAGCUUGUAUUUCAGAAAUUCUCAAUUAUGCUGAUUGCCAACAUACGCGGUAAGGGACACUCAAAUCUUAAGCGGUUAAGAUGGCUGUAUCAACUCUUAAAAUGUGCCAAGCCAGGCUCCAAAUCAGCCUCCCUUCACAUUGGGACACAGUACCUAUCUCUUGCUUGCUUGUUGUACCCUUCACUAGACCUGCAUUUUAGAAUGGCCCAGAGGCUGCCAGAGUGAUUGUAAUUCUGCUUUCAAGUAAAGACAACCUAUAAGAACACUGCUGAGUGAUUUCAUAAGCAUAUCAACAAAUGGUGUUAACCCAUUUCAUUUCCUAGUCUUAGUCUGAAGAUGUUCAGCAGUUUUCUAUGUACAGUAAGGCGGCAUGCUAAAAUGCUUUCGUUCAGUUCUGUAUAUCUGAAAACAGCAGUGAUGGUUACCUACAGUGGCACCUUGUAUGAAAAAUAAAGAUUUCUUGACAUAUCUCGGUUGUCUAAUUCAAUUAAGG